This is a messenger RNA of Hippocampus zosterae (dwarf seahorse), 676 nucleotides long. Its product is annotated as PWWP domain-containing DNA repair factor 3A-like. The transcript has a single exon. NCBI's taxonomy places the organism in Eukaryota, Metazoa, Chordata, Actinopteri, Syngnathiformes, Syngnathidae. The coding region runs from base 1 to 552 and encodes 183 amino acids. The record is from RefSeq and is a predicted model, not a curated record.
AUGGAGGAAGAGGGUCAGUGGGAGAAUCCCAAAGAAGAUUGUAAAGAGCAGCAGCAGCAGGAGGAGGUCAACAAGUGUGCCAAGCAGCUCUUGCCAGACCGGACCCUAGCUGCACAUAACCGUGCCAACGAAAAGCUUGUGCACUUUGUAAUCAAACAGCGCAUGGUGGAAGGACGCCUGCUGGCUGUGAUCCGAGGUCAGGUGCAAUCGAGGUGGCUCCGCUACUUCCAGAGAUCUGACAAUAGAUUUUUUGGAGUGGAGACUUACCUGGAAGAUAACACGCAGUUAGACAAAAUGUUCUGUUAUCUCACCGAGCUCUACGAGACUGCUGUGCCCAUACUGCCAGGCAAGCCUGCGGCUCAAUACAUGGAGCGCAUCCCGUUUGUUUUGGAUGUGCUCCUUCCCGAGGCUAUCACAUACGCCAUUGUUGGGAUGGACAAUAUCUCUAUAAAGAAGGCAGAAGAAAAAUACCUGAAAGGACGUUGUUUAAGUAACAGGGAAAUACAAGACUAUGAGUUGAUGAUUGAGCGGCUCUGUAUGAGAAAAUCCUAGCAGCUGAACACAAUGCUUUGUUUCAAUUCCAACAGACGUCUGAGUGGAUGUAAUCAAAUUGCCUUCUCAAGGCAGUCUUAAAAUGGUCUGGCAUCAGGAACCUCUCACUGCAAGUGUAAAAUCU